AUGCCUGUUCCCUACACCGCGUCAUCUCCCGACCUCCCAGAACCUCUUCUAGCCACUUUGUCACACCUUUUGUCCGACUCUCCUCCUCCCAUCCCUGUUGACCCGCCCGAGAUCCUCACCCGCGACAGCUUGGCCACUUACCUGGAAGCUAUGGACCGCGCACAUGAAACUGUACAACGUCAACUCUCUGCGAUCGACAGGCUUCGGCAAGACAUCAGAAGCUGUGUUGAAAAACACACCCAAGACCCUGGCCCAAGCACGAGUGGUGGUGGUCAAGGAGGGCAAGGAGAAGUUGUCGCCCCGCCGAAGGCCGAGCAAGAGCCUGAGGUACACGCGCCUAGGAAAGAAGAAGAGGCCGAGGGAGGAGCCGCCGGAGGAGCCGCAGAGGUGUAUGCUAACGUUCAUGACGGAGCUGACCUUGUAGAGACAACAGCAAAAGUACCAAAGGAAGACAACCACGCCACGGGGGCCGCGGACGAUCAUCACGGGGAUCAGAACACCUCCUCAAGAUCAAGGAACGGCUCUUCUCAACCUCUCCACCCCCUCGCCGACGACCGAACUCAGCGUUUGCAAGAGACGAAUACGGCUUCGCGCACGCCACCCCAGAACAAGGAUAUCCAAGCCAUACAUCAUGAUCCCAAGUACAUUCGUGUGGGAGAAAGACUAGCUGACGCCAAUAGUGCCUGGACUCGCUCGGUCAUCGCCGUUCAACUGGCCUUCGAAGAACUCAAGAUAGCAACCGAAGGUCCGGCCCCAGAAGGAUCAAACCGGGACGCCGCUUCCUUUUCGGAGCUCAAGUCGUAUUCGAAGAAGCUCUCGACGCUUGUCAGACAAGAGGGAGAGAAAUUCGAAGAGACGGUUGGUGCGGCCUGUACUCGUUCAGACGUGUGGCUAUUUGUGGGGACAACUGUUCCACAAGUGGCUACAAUGAUACUGAACGUUGUCAACAACGCCCUCGUCCUCCGCGGCCACUCUCCUGCUUGGAUACAAAUCUCGCUAGGGGUGACCUUAUUCUUAUCCCUCCUGGCUGCAUAUUUUGCGCUGACAGAUAGAGACAUCGAGUCUUCAAAGAUUUUACGGCAAGUGAGAUUCGGGCUGAUAAUGCUGACAUCGUUGGCAGUGGUCAUACUAGACUGGGUUCUCUUCAAGAAGCACCCCUAGUAGUUGCGACCUUCAACUAGACUUCUGGGAUCAUCGAGCUUUGAAGAGGGAGGUGCUGGAGAGGAAAAGAUAGAUUGGCAGUGAUCAGGAAGAUGAUCGAAGAUGUCGAGCAGCGCACCGAAGACGAUAAGCCGGCUUGGUAUAUAAGAGGAAUACACUCUAACAGUCUUCAGUCUGCACUCGUACAUCCACCCUGACAACCUCGCACCAGACCCGCCCGCCAACGAAUACUCCACCGCCUCUUAUCUCUGCAGGUAUCAGCUUUCUCCAACGAGAUAACCUCGCUCGACUCUGAGAGGCUUGGGCUACAGCCAAAGAUCAGUCUCUUCCCGAUCCAAAUCCUCGACCCUUCCAUCCUGCUAUACACUAUAGUUGCCGUACCACUGCCCAUACCCGCGAACCCCAAAGACCUACUUCGAACCGCUCCCCCUUUCCAGCCACGAGAUCGCUGCCGGUCUCCACUAUCGCCGCCGGUCUCCACUAUCAACUCCUCACUCCCGCCUACUCCCCCACCUGCUCCGCCUGCGCCAACGAGUCCGACCCUGUUCACGACGAAGUUUGCCGCCUGCGCGAGACGUGGUUUAUCCGACGACACGACUCUAUCAACAGAGUCCUUCACUCCUACCUCUCUCGCGUCGCCGAUGCCACCGUCUCCCUCGAACCAUCAACUCAAACUGGGCGAAGGAGGAACGACCUUAGGGUGCGAGGAGGGGGAGGAGAGCUGAGGAACGUCGACUACGAUCUGAAGGUCCAUGGGCUGGAAGACAAGAGCGUGUAUGUGGCGGAUGGAGGGAAGCCAAGCGGUGGAGUGGAUGGACUGGGUACAGGGAAGGAUCGUGGCGUGGCUGAGUAAGAGGGACGCGGAAGUUGUGAAGAAGCAGCCGAAAACGCCCCCUUGUUCUUUCUGCGGGCGGCUUGAUGAAUGAGGAGACGGCGGUAGAGUAGAGGAAUUGGAGGAAGUGUAUGGAGAAGGAGGUUUGGCACGGCUUGCAGAGCAGGGUGGGGAUAGAGCUAGUGAAGGCGAGGGCGAGGACUUUGUGGAUGUGAGGAGA
Cryptococcus amylolentus CBS 6039 is the source of this 2213-nucleotide messenger RNA. RefSeq lists its product as hypothetical. NCBI's taxonomy places the organism in Eukaryota, Fungi, Basidiomycota, Tremellomycetes, Tremellales, Cryptococcaceae. The coding region runs from base 1 to 1161 and encodes 386 amino acids. The record is from RefSeq and is a predicted model, not a curated record. The transcript is spliced from 5 exons.